AUGGCCUUCCCCCCUGAGGAGGCGCACCUCGAGCGGAUGCUCCCACCAGAGGAUACUCUCGACAGACCCAAUAGAGAAAAAUACCUCGCGUACAUCUCCCACUCUAUAAAAAGACAAGAAAGAAAACUCAGCUGCUUCGAAAGGAAUGCAGAUCGAAUGCUCGACUUGGUGGAACUUGUUCUAUACAACAGGAUGAAGGAGGCGUUUUUCUUAAAGGAGCGGAUCUGCGAUCGGGAGAGGUACAGGGAACUCUGCCCGGACGUCUUCUUCUUCGCCAACGAUGACGACCUGAUCGAAGCCAUGGACCGCAACCGCCGCUUCCUCCCCAAGGUGCCCGCCAAGCAAAACCUCACCACCUACCUGGGCCCCUCCCCCUCCAGCAUCUUCGGAGAGCACUACUCCACGUAUAAGGAUUUUUUUAAACUGGUGAGGGUAGACCUCAAGCGCUACAAAUGGCCCGACCCCUACGACGCAGCCAACACGGUUCGGAAUAAAAAUGUGGAAAGAGUCAACUGCUCUGAUUUGCUAAGCAGCUACAAAAUGGGAGUGAAUUCCCCGUGUGGGGAUGGCAUACGAGUGGCCACCAAGGUGGGCAAGGCGGGAGGGACGGCGAAGAAAAGGAAUCCCUUUCUCCCUUUUCUCCCCAUCCUUCAGUCUCCUCCUACGAGGGAGCUCGCGCAACCCACGGAAUACGUCUGCGUGGAUAGAAUCCCCCCCGAGUUGAUUCACCUUUUGAAUUACAGAAAAGUGACGCUCCGGUGA
Messenger RNA from Plasmodium vivax (malaria parasite P. vivax), 762 nucleotides. RefSeq lists its product as hypothetical. The transcript is spliced from 2 exons. Lineage: Eukaryota; Apicomplexa; Aconoidasida; Haemosporida; Plasmodiidae. Bases 1 to 762 code for a protein of 253 amino acids. The record is from RefSeq and is a predicted model, not a curated record.